UAACUUUAUGUGCCAUAAGAACUUAUUAGUUGAAUUUAAUCGCCAAGUCACUUGUAUUGUUGGGUCAAAUGGAAGUGGUAAAUCGGCUAUAAUGGUGGGAAUUGGGGUGGUUUUUGGGGCUAAAGCCAGUGCUAUGGAUCGUGGUGGGUCUUUAAAAGGUCUAGUUCGGGCGGGAGAGAGUGGAGGUACUAUCAAAAUUCAGAUAAGAAAUUCAGACUAUCGAGUGGCUGAAUUUGGCCAAACAAUUACAGUUGAGAAAAGGCUGUAUACUGAUGGUCCCACUCGCUUACGGAUCUUAAGUGAAUCUGGGGUAGUACUAGGCCGGACGUUUGAAGACUUACUUUUACUUAUGGAACACUUCCGGAUUAGUGUCAAGAACCCAGUUUCGUUUUUAACGCAAGAUCAAUCAAAACAGAUCUUAAGGGCUGGAACGCCUAAAGGUCUUUAUCGAUUCUUCAAGGCCGGUACAGAUAUUGAAGAUACGGAAGAAAUGCAUCAGAAGAAUCAAAUCAGUGUGCAGAAGAUGCAAGAAGCUAUUGUGCAAGCCGAGAAGAAGCAUCUUUAUGCCCAGAAGAGUUUAAAAUCAGUAGAAACAGCUCUAGAGAUAAGUAAUUCUAUUCUUAAGAUAGAAUCAGAACUAGAUAAGCUUAAAGUUGAAAAGGAAUGGGCCGAUACACUAGCUAAGGCCGAAGAGAAACAACAAAAGGAAAGAGAGAAAGAAUCAGUUUAUGCCAAGUACGUCCAGCACUCUAAGACCAAAGAAACCAUCUUACAACAGAUUGCCGAAACCAAAGAUGAAAUUGGAGCCAAAACCACUGAAUGGCGGGAAAAACGGAACCAAGAACAUACUCAUCGUGCUCAAUUAGAAGAACAACUCGUGAAAGAACGCAAAAGAGAAGCAGAGAUAAGACGGGAAAUCGAGUACUUCCACUAUGAAAUAGAUAAGGCCUCUAAAAACAUUACCCGAAUUGAAGGUAUUCUUGGCAUUGAGAACAAUACAACUUCUGCCCAAACAAUUGAAGAACUAGAACGCAACAAGGAAACUCAUCAAAUCGCUCUUAAGGACCAAGAGAAGAAACAAGUCGAACUUGAAAUCAAAAAAGCCCAAGUAAUCAUUAGUAUAGAUAAGAAAAAAGCCGAAAUCAGAACAUUAGAACAAUAUACUGCUAAAAAGACUGAAGCCCUUCAGGCCUGCCAAAACUACAAUCCAAUCAACUACUACGGCCCAGCCAUGGCUAAAGCUAUUGCUACUAUUAAAGCCCAAGGUAUUCCUGCUAUUGGUCCCCUUGGUUUAAGUAUUGUCAUUAAAGAUGAGAAGUGGUCCCGAGCAGUAGAAGCCGCUCUUGGUCAAUCUGUUUAUGGGUUUAUUGUGCAUACACAGACGGCUAAGUCCGAGUUAGAGAAAGUCUUUCAACUAGCCGGUGUAACUAAGUACCAGAUCUACAUUACUCAGCCACAAGAACAACGGCAGCACGAUUGCAUUCUAGCUAAGGCCCAAAGAGCGGCUAAGGAAAUAGAAGGUCGGGCCGGUACAGCUGGUAGUUCCCAAAUAUGUACAGUUCUUUCCCAAAUCGACCGGACGCCCACCCUUAUUAUUGAGCAGCUAAUUAUUCUCCUGGGAAUAGAAAGACUAGGUUUAGUACAAGAUCGUGGAGUUGGUUACUCAGUCCUUCAGAAAAGAGCAGGGUAUGAUGCUAUCUUUACACAAGAAGCAGAUAAAAUCCAGUAUAUUGGCCGGAGUCUUAGUGAUAUGCGCUGUCUUUUGAAAGAUAAACGACUUUUAGUUUCACAAGAUCAGAUAAGUGAAUUAGAUAAAGAAAUCAAAAACUUACAAGUUCAAAAGUCCAAUCUCUACCAAGAGUACACUACUAUUCAACAAGAACAAGAAGUCUUCUCAGCCGAUCUAGUUAAAAUCCGUAAUACUCAAAACCAACUCUUAUCAGAAAUCUCACGUACUAAUGAACUCAUUAAAGAGAAAAAGCACUUACUAGCUGAUGACCUUUCCAUUGAACACUCAGCUCUAGUUGAAAAGCGUAAACAAGCUCUACUACAGAUUAAAUCAAUUGAACAAACCCAUGCUGAAGUCCUUACUAAGAUAAGCACACUUGAAUCCAAUUCACAAUCAGCCGCCCAAAUCUGUACGCAAACCCAACAGACUUACGAACUGUCCUUUGAAAAGGAGCAGAAGGCCCUACGCGCGAAAGAAGAAAGUCUCUUGCGGCAACUCCAAUCGACUGAAAGUGCUGCACUAGCUUGUAAGAAGGAGAUCGAUUUAUUAGAACAACAUACAGCUGCUUUGGAAAAAGAGCACUUAACACAACGGGCUAAUUCUCUCUCUCUUUCUCAGGGCCAAGUACUUAAUCCGAGUAAGAGUUCAGCUGAGAUAGAUAAAGAUCUAAUUACACUGCAGGCUAAAUUAUCUGCCUUUUCUUCUGAAGUGGAGAUUUCUGCUGAUUUAAUUGAUAAGAAAGAUAGUUUAGUAGCUGAAAUCAGUAAAUUAGAAGGGAUUAUUACUAAUAAUCGGCUGGAGGUUGAUGAAAUAGCUCAAUGGACAGAAAAACGUAUUCAGAUCCGCGAGCAAAUGCUUAAAGAAAUGAGUGAAUAUGCGGCUGGACAGUUUGCUGCCCUUAUGGAAAUGCGUGAAUAUCAAGGAUCUCUUAUCUUUAAUCAUCAAUCUGAAGAACUAGAAAUCAAAGUUCAUACGGCUGAAGGGAGUCGAGGUAACAAGAACCUACUUAGUGGGGGAGAAAGGUCUUUUUCCGGGAUUUGUUUCCUUCUAUCUUUAUGGCGACUUCUUUCUUCGCCUUUUCGGAUCUUAGAUGAGUUUGAUGUUUUUAUGGACGGUCUUAAUCGCAAAGCUGCUCUUCAUUUGAUUGUAGAGACGGCUAGAGAUUUACCUUCUCAAAUCAUUCUUAUUACUCCUCAAGGUGUUCCUGAUCUACCUUCUGAUCUUUGUCAAAUCAUUUCUCUCAAACCCCCGGCCAAGUAA
Nematocida homosporus is the source of this 2989-nucleotide messenger RNA. RefSeq names its product structural maintenance of chromosomes protein 6. Gene Ontology annotation, cellular component: site of double-strand break; nucleus; Smc5-Smc6 complex. Gene Ontology annotation, biological process: double-strand break repair via homologous recombination. NCBI's taxonomy places the organism in Eukaryota, Fungi, Microsporidia. The transcript has a single exon. The record is from RefSeq and is a predicted model, not a curated record. The annotation marks the transcript as partial. Gene Ontology annotation, molecular function: damaged DNA binding; single-stranded DNA binding.